GACCGGUGUCAACACACCGAGCGUCCUUGACGGAUGGUAAAUUACUGUAGAACUGAAAUGUUUUAGUUGAGGAAGGAAGUGAGAUGAAACCAGUGUUGUUUAUUUUCUGUAUAAAUUUAUUAUUUUCCAUCAAACAAUGUGCAAGAAUUUUAGGCGUUUUCCCCGCUCCUGGUUACAGCCAGUUUAUUUUAGCUGAAGUUUUAAUGAAAGAAAUUGCCAAUCGAGGACAUGAAGUUACUGUGAUUAGUCCAUACAAACCCCACAAUGCACCGCCUAAUUAUAAAACGAUUGAAACGAGUGACGUGAUAGAAAACAGUGAUGGAAUUAAUUUAUACGAACUUGACAACGAAUCGUUGUUUAAAAAUAUAUUGACGACUUACCAAUACGGGAAUAUUAUAACAGAAGUUACUUUAAAAGACAAAGGAGUACAACAAUUGUUACAUUCGGACGAAAAUUUUGAUUUGGUGAUCGUGGAACAAUUUUUUAAUGAUGCAAUGAAAGGCUUUGCGACUCAAUUUAAUGCACCUUUGGUCUUAUUUAGUUCAAUGGGUUUGACUGAAUGGAACAAAGGGUACAUGGGAAAUCCAACUCUACCAUCAAUUAAUGCAGUUUCAUACACCAGUUAUACCAACCAAAUGAAUUUUUUUCAAAGAAUUCGGAAUUUGGUCGGCACGAUUUUUGACUAUUGUUAUCGCAAGUGGGUGUUUUACCCUAUUCAGAAAGAAUACUUGGAGAAAUACUUCCCAGCGUCUAUCAAUUUUGAUAAAAUCAUAAGCAAUGCAAGUCUUAUGUUACUAAACUCACACUUUACAACAUCCGAAAAUGUCCUUUUGCCCUACAAUAUGAUUGAAAUUGGAGGAUUUCAUAUCACUCAAAACCCACUAAAUAAAGAUAUACAGAAAAUGUUGGACGAAGCCACUGAUGGGGCAAUUUUAUUUAGUCUAGGCUCAAAUUUAAAAAGUUCAGAUUUGACACCGAUAACGUUAAAUAUAAUUUUGACAGUUUUGGGACGACUAAAACAGAAAGUCCUAUGGAAAUUUGAAAAAGAUUUACCAGAAAGACCCAAAAAUGUUUUCAUUUCAAAAUGGUUAAAGCAAGCUGAUAUUUUAGCUCACCCCAAUAUACAAUUAUUUAUAACUCAUGGUGGCAUGUUAAGCACCACUGAAGCCAUAUUUAAUGGUGUUCCAAUGCUCGGAAUACCUGUGUUUGCAGAUCAGAAAAUGAAUACAGCACGAGCGAAGAAUGCCGGAAUUGCUAAUACUAUAUCUUUGAAGGAUUUAACAGAAGAGAAGUUUUUCUCAUUAAUAAACGAAACAAUCAAUGACUCGAAAUAUUCUGAAAAUGCAAGAAGAAUGUCAACCUUGAUGAGAGAUCGAGUCGUGAGACCGUUAGAUCUUGCAUUGUAUUGGAUAGAAUAUGCGAUCCGACAUGGAGGCGUUCGUUUUGAAACACCUGUUUUGAAAAUGUACUGGUAUCAAGUAUACAUGGUUGAUAUUCUCUGUUUUCUUAUAUGCACUUUAUUCAUUAUGUAUAUGUUAGUAAAAUUAUUGUGCACGUUUAUACAAAAGGAAAAAUGUAAAACAAAUAGCAAGAUUAGUCAUACAAAGAAAUAUAAAUGAUUUUUUAAAAUGGCAAUUAUUAAAACGCACAACCAAGUAAUCUUUAAUACGUUUAGUUAAUACAAUUUGUCUCCUCUCCACGUCCAUCUUAAACAAUGUUCAAACAAUUAAGAAGAUUAC
Molecule: messenger RNA, 1739 nt
Organism: Tribolium madens (black flour beetle)
Lineage: Eukaryota; Metazoa; Arthropoda; Insecta; Coleoptera; Tenebrionidae
Product: UDP-glucosyltransferase 2-like
Exons: 3
Coding region: 84-1619 (511 amino acids)
Molecular function (GO): UDP-glycosyltransferase activity
Source: RefSeq, a predicted model, not a curated record